Molecule: messenger RNA, 3336 nt
Organism: Cuscuta campestris
Lineage: Eukaryota; Viridiplantae; Streptophyta; Magnoliopsida; Solanales; Convolvulaceae
Source: the annotation of a GenBank genome assembly
CCUUCAAAAACCUUUGUAAAAGAGGUUUGAAGUUAGACGUCUCCUUGUUUCUUCUCAAACAGAAACUGAAUACGAGGCUAAUCCAACCCAAGAGAAUAGGGAAAGAAUGCAGAAAGCCAAUGCUGAGCUCAUCCUUGCAACCAAGUUGGAGGUACAAUACUGGAAACAGAAGGCAAACAUCAGGUGGUUAGAAAAGGGAGACUCCAAUUCCAAAAUUUUUCAAGCAUAUGCCAAGGGGAAGAGAAAGAAACUCUCAAUAUCUCACAUCAUCAAACCCAAUGGCACAGGCACAAAAAAUCUCACAGAAAUCAAAGCUGAAGCCAUAUCCUACUUUGAAAAUACUUUCAGGAAAUCUCACUCCCCCUCUUUUGAUCCAAUUAUCUCUCUUAUCCCACAGAUUAUUACAGUAGAAGACAACACCUUUUUAUGUGCCACCCCUUCCAUGGAAGAGGUCCAAAAGGCAGUCUGGGAUUUGGAUGGGAGCAGCGCUGGAGGGCCUGAUGGUUUCAAUGGAAACUUUUUCAAAUCUGCCUGGGAGACAAUUAAGCAGGAUGUUUUGAUAGCUUCUCAAGAUUUCUUCAUGGGGCAACAUAUUCCAAAAGCUUAUGGAAGCACCUUUCUAACCCUCAUUCCUAAAAUAGAAAACCCAAAGAGAUUUGAGGAUUAUAGACCAAUCUCCCUGUCCACAUUCAUGAGCAAGAUUAAUACAAAAAUCCUGGCCAACAGGCUAAACACCCUCCUACCCAAACUGAUCUCCAAGGAGCAAGCAACAUUUCAAAAGGGAAAAUCAAUUGAUGAUCACAUCCUCAUGGCACAGGAGGCAGUUCACCUUUUGGAUAAAAAAGUGUAUGGAGGUACUCUAAUCAUCAAAUUGGACAUGGCAAAAGCUUUUGAUAAACUUGACUGGGAAUACUUAGAGGCCCUACUUUUGAGAUUUGGAUUCAACAGUCUAUCAACUUCCCUCUUAAUGGCCAACUUAAAAGGGACCUUCUUCAAUAUACUCAUCAAUGGAGAGCCAUCAGGAUUUUUCAAAAUGGAGAGGGGGGUAAAACAAGGAGAUCCACUCUCACCCCUUCUUUUCAUCCUAGCAGCAGAAGGUUUUAGUAGAAUCAUCAAUAUGCAGAUGGACACUAACCACCUGCUCAGAUUCAACUCAGGCCAGGUCCUAUUUCCCUCCCACCUUAUUUAUGCUGAUGACAUUAUAAUCUUUUCCAGGGGAGACAAUAGAAAUCUGCUCAAACUCAAGGUCACUCUAGAUAUAUACCUCAAGGCUACUGGGCAAGAGAUCAACCUUAACAAGAGCAGAUUCUACACAUCAAAGCACACAACCAGCUCCCAAAAUCAAAACAUGGAGAAGGCUCUAGGAAUCAAAAGAGGGAACCUACCUUUUACCUAUCUGGGAGCUCCUAUCUGUAAAGGGAUUCUGAGAAAAGAGCACUGCAAAGAUAUCUUGGGACAUUUUGAAAAACUUAUUCACUCUUGGUACAGCAAGACUCUCAACCAGAUGGGUAGACUUAUACUAAUAAAACAUGUUCUAUCUUCAAUCCCAUUACAUACCCUUGCUGUCCACACCAUUCCCAAAUCAAUCAUCCACACCCUCAAUAGAUACAUGGCCAACUUUUUGUGGGGACAAAAGGAAGGAUCCCAUAAACACCACUGGGUUAGAUGUGCACAAAUAACAAAACCUGAGGUAGAGGGAGGGCUGGGGAUCAAAAGCUUAAAGGACCUACAACAAGCAUACACCCUUAAACUUUGGUGGAAGGCAAGAAAUGACAUUGGGAUAUGGGGGCCCUAUGUGAGAGCCAGGUAUAUGAAAACAGGAAUCAUGAAGGAAAGGAUCACUGACUCUCCAUCAUGGAAAAGGAUUUGCAGAUCUAAUGAUCUGGCAACAUCCCAUACCACCACUACUAGUUCAGGCUUGCUUUGGGAAAGAGGAAACUUCAGCCUCAAGAGUGCUUUCAACAUGGUCCAGGGAAGUGGGACAAACAUAUUAUCCUGUAAAUACAUUUGGCACAGCUCAAACAUCCCAAAAAUCAAGAUCUUCUUGUGGAGACUUCUAAAGAGUGCCCUUCCUUUCCCUAAAAACCUAUGCUGUUUCAUGGCAGCCCUUCCCAGUUUCUGUCCUCUUUGCCAUAAAGAUAAUGAUGACAUUGAUCACUCCAUGCUCCACUGUCCAACUGCAAAAGAGGUAUGGAACUUCAUGGCUUCCAUUUCCAACGGCCCAAGGGUUAAGGAGAACACCACAUUACGUCAACAUCUUCUUGCAUGGUGGUUUGGUAACAACACUAAACACUUCAGAGGUUUGCCUUGUCGGCAUGCCGUUAGGUGUAUUCUAAGGAACAACAAGAACUUGGAAGCCUACUGCUCCCCAUGGUUUUUUAUUGAGAACUAUAGAGGCCUGAUGAAAGUCCAGGUCAAGCCCGAGGAGACUGACGACCUGGCCGCUUGGGAAACCACUCUCCGGGCCGGGGACGCCUCCACCCGCGGCCCUUGCAACGUCGGGAAGUGGGGGGUUUACCCUGGCCGGGAGACAUAUCCCGAGCCGGAAAUCAUUCUGGCUGAGGCGAUCCCAAAUGCCAUCCCCAUCCACCGUGUGAAGGGAUCAAAAGCCCCGGCUUCUACCGCCAUCGGUUCCUCGCGCCCGUGGAAGAAGGAGAAAGUGGUGAAGUUCAGUUCAAAAUUCGCCAACCCCCAGCUCGUCACCGAGGAGCCUUCUACUACCCAGCCCCUCAUCCAGCCCUCCGGCCAGCCAUUCUCUUUGGAUGAGCAGCCGGCCCAAUCUCACCAGGGCACGAGCCAGCCCAUCCACUCCAGGGAGCUCUACAUCAACGUAAACACCAUGGAGUUUGAUAACAUGCUUAUGGAGACCGGUCACACCAUAGAGGCCGGUUUGCGUGGCCAACAAAUUGAGGGGGGCCACGGCGAAGAAGAAGCUGCUGAGGAGGCUCUUCAAAGGAAGAGGCAGAGGACUGAGGUUGUGGACCAACCGGCCCAGUCCUCCGACGCUGGCAAACUGCGUGCCAAACCCCGGCCGUUCGCCCUGAUGGUCCGGUCCGAUGAGGAGCUCUAUCAAGCCUUCUGCUCUGGUUUACAAGAGGUCGGCCGGAUCAGCCUAGAGUAUUUCACCCGGCUGGUGAAAUCCAAGGAGGAGGAGAAGGCCCGGCUAGAGGGAAUGAUGGUGGCUUGCCGGAAAGAUGCCCAGGCAGCCCAUCAGAAGGCCGGAAAGGCCGAGGAGAAGUUGCUGGAGCACUGAGCGGCCUUCCACAAGCUCUACGCCAAACACGAAGAAUUGCUCAAGGCUUCCAAAGAGGCCGAUGCCCAAGCUCAGGAACAGAU